Molecule: messenger RNA, 4156 nt
Organism: Labeo rohita (rohu)
Lineage: Eukaryota; Metazoa; Chordata; Actinopteri; Cypriniformes; Cyprinidae
Gene: btbd3b
Product: BTB (POZ) domain containing 3b
Exons: 5
Coding region: 406-1959 (517 amino acids)
Biological process (GO): cerebral cortex development; neurogenesis; dendrite morphogenesis
Cellular component (GO): cytosol
Molecular function (GO): protein binding
Source: RefSeq, a predicted model, not a curated record
ACUCUCUCCGCUCCAUCCGUCCAUUCAGCCCCCACAGUCAGCAAAACACACGUCAGAGCGCAGGUCCACGGCAAGCGAAUCCUGCAGAGCUCCGUGUAUGUGUGUUGAUGUGUGUGUGUGUCAGUGUCAGGAGGAGAGAGAGAGACAGCGUGAACUAGCUGCUUCUGAACCACUGCAGGAGCAUUAAAUCUGGGACUGUCACAGAUACUGAAGGAGAGAGAGAAGACAUUCAAAAAAGGACGUUUAUCUAGCGGCACAGUUAUGGAGACUCAUCUCUGCUGUCCACCAGCGGAUCAAACUAGAAGCAAAGGACAGAAAAGUCAGCCGCCGAAUUGACUUUAAUCUUCUGGCGGAGGAAGGAGAUCAUAUUCCCUGACAGUUUGCUCUCAGAAGGUGAACACACUCAUGGUGGAUGCCAAGGGAAGGAACAUGAAAUGUCUGACGUUCUUAUUGAUGCUUCCAGAGUCAGUUAAGAGCAAGUCCAGUAAAGGCUCCAAAAAGGGGAGUCCCAGCAGCUCGUCCAAGCUGCCCCCUGUGUGCUAUGAGAUCAUCACCUUGAAAACCAAGAAGAAGAAGAAGAUGGCAGCUGAGAUCUUCCCCACGAAGAAGCCGGCGUCGGCCACCACCGUGCAGCAAUACCAGCAGCAGAACUUGAACAACAACAACACUAUCCAAUGCUGCAACUGGCAGGGUCUGUACUCCACGAUCAGGGAGAGAAAUGCUGUGAUGUUCAAUAACGAACUGAUGGCUGAUGUUCACUUUGUUGUCGGUCAGUCCGGAGGAACUCAGAGGCUCCCGGGACACAAGUAUGUCCUUGCUGUGGGAAGCUCAGUUUUCCAUGCCAUGUUCUAUGGAGAGUUGGCAGAGGACAAGGAUGAGAUCCGUAUCCCUGAUGUGGAACCUCCUGCCUUUCUGGCUAUGCUGAAGUACAUUUACUGUGACGAAAUAGACUUGAGUGCCGACACCGUAUUGGCAACGUUAUACGCAGCCAAAAAGUACAUAGUCCCGCACCUGGCACGGGCUUGUGUCAACUUCUUGGAAACAAGUUUGAGUGCAAAGAAUGCAUGCAUUCUUCUAUCUCAGAGCUGUCUGUUUGAAGAGCCAGACCUAACGCAACGCUGCUGGGAAGUCAUUGACGCUCAAGCUGAGCUGGCACUUAAAUCCGAGGGCUUUUGUGACAUUGACGCUCAGACCUUGGAGAGCAUCCUCCGACGGGAGACUCUGAACGCUAAGGAGAUUGUAGUGUUUGAAGCGGCACUAAGCUGGGCGGAGGCCGAAUGUCAGCGGAGGGAGAUGAACACAAGUAUCGACAACAAACGUAAGGUACUCGGGCAAGCCGUCUACCUGAUCCGUAUCCCAACCAUGGGUCUUGAUGAUUUCGCGAACGGCGCUGCGCAAUCAGGAGUGUUAACGCUAAACGAGACCAAUGACAUUUUUUUAUGGUACACGGCGGCUAAGAAACCUGAGCUGCAGUUUGCCUGCCAACCUCGUAAGGGAUUGACGCCACAGAAGUGCCAUCGCUUCCAGUCGUGCGCCUACCGCAGCAACCAAUGGCGUUAUCGCGGACGCUGCGACAGCAUUCAGUUUGCUGUCGACAAGCGAGUGUUUAUCGCUGGUUUCGGGCUCUAUGGAUCGAGCUGCGGAUCUGCUGAGUACACCGCCAAGAUUGAGCUCAAACGACAGGGAGUGGUUCUGGGAACCAAUCUUAGCAAGUACUUCUCAGAUGGAUCGAGCAACACCUUCCCGGUUUGGUUCGAGUAUCCGGUUCAGAUCGAGCCUGACACUUUCUAUACGGCAAGCGUGGUUCUGGACGGAAACGAAUUGAGUUAUUUUGGACAAGAGGGUAUGACGGAAGUUCAGUGUGGGAAGGUGACCUUCCAGUUUCAGUGUUCUUCAGACAGUACAAAUGGCACAGGAGUGCAAGGCGGUCAAAUUCCAGAGCUCAUUUUCUAUGCCUAAGCUUUUCUUGGGAAAACAAAAAAAACAACCCACCUUACCAGUGUGAAAUAGCUUUACAUUAUGUACAAUAUCUGUUUUUGUAUUACAAGGCAGGAUUCAGCUUCUCCAGUGCUGCCAGCUCAAGCAAACCGAGGCAUAACAGGCAUUACAAUUGCCUUGUUUUGAGCUCUUAGUAGUUUUUCGGCGGCUGUCAAAGCGUGAACAGAUACACUGUAUUUCCUCCUUGUCUUAAAAGUGAAUUAAAUAUUUUAUUUUGUGCUCUGCAUAAAGCUGCACCUGUUUACAAAGGAAAAUCUCAUUUCAGAGAGAUGGAAGUGGUUGUCUAAGCCAGUGGUUUUCAAUCCUGGUCCUGGGGACCCACCGCUCUGUACAUUGUCUCAUUGAAUCAGGUGUGCUAAAUAAGGGAGACGCACAAAAGCAGUGGGAGCCCAGGACCAGGAUUAAAAACCACUGGUCUAAGCUCCCUAUUGGGUGCCACAGCCUAGCUGUUGCUCUUGAUUUUAAGAGUUUUGAUUCGUUUAAUUUGAGAGGGGACAUUUGUGCAUUGUACAGUAUAUAUUUAAAUGUGUGAAUUAAAUUCUAAAUACAUAUAUAAAUAUACUAUAUUAUCACUUCAUGGCUGUAUCUACUGUUUACAAUGACUAUGCCAUGUUAGUGAAUGCUUGCACAUGUAUAUUGUAGCAAUAGUGAGCAAAAUAUCCAAACUCAUGAUAACAGUCUAACUUCAGUAUUUCUCCACAUCACGAUUCAAGGCAAUCAAGAUACCUAACACCAAAGUUACCGUCACUAAAACUACUUUUUGAUUAAAUGUACUAUCAAGCACAUAUCAUCUUAGACACAGAAACAUUAAUUCUUUUCAUCAGUCAUAAUGUUUUGAGCGUAAACAUGUAGAGUUUGCACUGGAAUAAACACUUUUCAUUGCAGGGUCUUUGACCCUGCAGUAACCUUAGUCAAGAUAGACAUCAUUUUUAAUGUUAUGUUUUUUUUUUUUUUUUUCAGAAAUGAGAACAAGGCUUUGAGGGACAGAUGUACAGUUCAAUGGGUUUACUGUUUUUGAAUAAAUGACUCACAAGAAAAAAAAGGUUUAACUAGAUAUGACAUAGCACCUUAAAAUAAUACAUGCUAUUGGACUGUACAUCUGCCUCAAACAUUUUUCAUUUUUGGAAGAUUAAUAUGACUGACUAAGGUCAGUGGAAUUAAAUGUACAGUGCUUCAUGUUGUAUUAUAUUCAGCAGGAUGAACAUCCUAAAUAUUUCUUACAAUAAAAUGUCUCUGUUUUCAAUGGAUGUUAGGAAACAUAAGUUCACCACCGAUAUGUUUGUCACUUUCAGGUCAGUUUUAUAAGAAACUAACUGAACAAACACAUACACCUCUGUUAAUUCAGACGAAAUAACAGGUUACUUAUUCACAAACACCACCAUCACACAAUGUGACGUUUUGGGAUAUUGUGUCAUCAUUUCCACCUCUAUAAGUGUUGUGUUCAUGCCUAAUUAGCAGCAUAAUUAGCUGUCACCCAACAAACCCGUCUUCACGCUACUAAAUGGGAUGUUGUCAACUAACAUUAUAUCACAUAUUUGUAAAGACAAGACAUUUCAAGCAUUUUAUUUGGUCUGCAUUGGGCUGUAAUUACCAGCAUUGUUGUUUUCCCCCUCUUAUUUUCAUUAAGCUGUCAAAAGCAGCAAGCACGCUAAUUCUAUUCCCUGCUGAACUUUUAGUGACAGACAUAAUAGCGAUGAGCAGAAAACAAAUAAUUGCUCUUUAAACUGUUCGAGGAAUGACCAGUCACAUUUUACUGACACAAUCUAAUACAGCUUUCAUUUUUUCCUUCUAAUUUUACACAGUGAGCAGGAGAGCAGAAUAUUUGUUCACUGAAGUCAAAACACUAGGGUUAUAUGCUGUACAUUACCAACAAGGUGCACUUUAAAAUGUGCUUGAACAUUCUUUAUACAUUCAAAUUAACUGUGCCAUGUUAUUGACUUUUGUGUGUUGAGAUUUUAACAUUUUUUUUCUUCAUCACAUGAGCUACUUUAAUCUUUGUGCACUACUUAGAAGAGGUCAUUGAUGGAGCUUGCUGUAUGUCUAUGAUGAACACUUCUGUGAAUGUGUGUAAAGCAUAUGUUUGUGUUACAGUACAGAGAGACUUAUGAAUGUGUAUGAUAGUCGAACAUGCAAAUAAACUGAACAAGCAGUUCUAUUA